Molecule: messenger RNA, 1230 nt
Organism: Callithrix jacchus (white-tufted-ear marmoset)
Lineage: Eukaryota; Metazoa; Chordata; Mammalia; Primates; Cebidae
Product: dedicator of cytokinesis protein 9-like
Biological process (GO): small GTPase-mediated signal transduction; positive regulation of GTPase activity; positive regulation of establishment of T cell polarity
Cellular component (GO): cell leading edge
Molecular function (GO): guanyl-nucleotide exchange factor activity
Source: RefSeq, a predicted model, not a curated record
CCAACCGGAAGCUAUUCGAGCCAGGCUGAGCUACAGCUCCUUUAAGAAGGUGUGGUGCUACAGCCUUGAGGCGAGUGCCUGUCAGGCUGCGUGCCCCUAGGGAAGGCUGCCCCGCCAGGCCGGCGAGUCGGCAGCGGUGCGGUGGCGGCCUGGGCUGGCAGGAAGGAAGUCGGCGUAGGCGGGCGUCGUCCCCGGCCCGGCCACAGGGAAGUCAGCGGCGGCGACAUUGGUGGUGACGGCAGAGGUCCUGGCCCAGCCAGAGAGAAGUCAGCGGAGGUGGCGGCGGUGGCCCCAGCCCGGCCACAGGGAAGUCGGUGUAGGCGGCGGCGGCCCGACCCGGGCUGGCCGGAGAGAAGUUGGCUUAGGCGGCAGCGGCAAGUCCGCGUAGCAGGCAGCGGCCCGGGCAGAGGGAAGUCGGCGUAGGCAGCCACUGCCCCGGCAUGGCCAAAAGGAAGUCAGCUGAGGCGGCGGCGGCCCUGGCUGGAGCAGGCCAGAGAGAAGUCAGCGUAGGCGGCGGCAGCGGCCCUGGCCUGGGCUGGCCAGAGAGAAGUCAGCGGAUGCAGCGAUGGCGGCCCGGGCCACCCCGGCCUGGCCCAGCCACAGGGACGUCAGCGGCGGGGGCGGCAGCGGCCCUGGCCCGGCCAGAGAGAAGUCAGCGGAGGUGGUGGCAGUGGCCCCACCCCAGUGAGAGGGAAGACUGUAGGCGGCAGCCAGCCAGGCCCGGGUGGAGGGAAGUCGGCGUAGGCGGGGGCGGCUGCGGCAGCGCGGUCAGAGCGAGCCGAGGUGGCUUCAGCGUGAUGGUGGAGGACGAGACAGGUCUCUGCGGCUUUUCUGGCUUUGCCCGCCCAGCUGCUCUGUGCCAUGAGAAGGAAGAGCUAUCUGCUGCAUGCUGGAGGCUGGAGCCUGGCACCACGGCUCGCCUUGCUGCAGUGGGUGGCAGGGACGGAGACUGCAGAGCGCCGGAGAGACAGAGUUUCGCUCUUGUUACCCAGGCCUGGAGUGCAAUGGCGCAAUCUCGGCUCACCGCAACCUACGCCUCCUGGGUUCAGGCAAUUCUCCUGUCUCAGCCUCCUGAGUAGCCGGGAUUAUAGCCAACUUCUCCCAGUUUGCCUUCGAGUCCGUGGUGGCCAUCGCCAACAGUCUGCACAACAGCAAGGACCUGAGCAAGGACCAGCACGGGAGGAACUGCCUGCUGGCUUCCUACGUGCACUACAUCUUCCGCCUGCCGGA